Molecule: messenger RNA, 10193 nt
Organism: Wyeomyia smithii (pitcher-plant mosquito)
Lineage: Eukaryota; Metazoa; Arthropoda; Insecta; Diptera; Culicidae
Product: cubilin
Exons: 17
Coding region: 1743-5702 (1319 amino acids)
Cellular component (GO): plasma membrane
Molecular function (GO): protein binding
Source: RefSeq, a predicted model, not a curated record
UUUUAAUCAAAUCAGUAAAGUUCUUAUUUGAUUGUGAUGCGAGAUAGAACAGCAUUAUCUAAUCUUCGGUGAAAAUCACACUCUAACUGGACGACUGAUUUCCGUGAGACAACCUGUGUGAAAAGUGAGCCCGCAGUGAACGAGAGCGCGCCAGGAUAAUAACACCGUUACAUACCGACACUGUCAGCACCCGCCACACAGUAUCAGCCUCCGUCUCUGCAAAUCCGUCGGACGAGAAAAUAUCCACUUUCGCUGUGGUUUUCGCGAUCACAGCAAGAAUUGCAGUUCCAGCCAGCGGAGAGAGAGAACGUGUGUGCGUGUCGCGCGAGCAAGUUACGGUCUAUCGGUCGGACAGAAGGAGGGCUUGGAAAAAUUUAGCUUUUUUCCUCCGGAACCGGACAGGCGGAACUGGUUUCCCCCAAGGGUGGAAAAACCGGACACGGUCGAAUCAGGGAAUCCGUUGUUGGACCGCGUGUGAGAGCCCUCUGGGUGUGUGUGCAGAGGAACGACGGCGGAAAAUCUGAAGUGGAAAACUCGGCUCGGGUGGAAAAGUGCAAAGGAAAAAAAAGUGCUUCGCCCUACAAAAGGACUACGCCAGAAAACAAUCGAUCUGCUGCAGCAAGGAGCCUUUCUCUUGACUGGGUGUGAUUUGUUGUGUGAAAAUUUUUCUACAUCCGACGGGUUGAUGUUUAGUGCCGCAGAUCCCACGGGUAAACAAAUUGAAGUUGGCGUUCAUCAGCUUUACCUUUAGUAACUUAACUCUUGUCCUCCUGUUCUCGAUCUACCGGAGUAGGCACUCCGCGAGGAUGUUUGUCAAGCAGGCAGCAUGGAACCAUCAUCGCCACCAAUGGAAUUGUUCUUGGCCACUGCGGCAAGCAGCAAACCUGUGCCGGCAGUAGCCCAUACGGUGCUUCCGGCAGGCAGCUCUUGACAACGGAGGAUCCGUCGUCGCUUCGCUGCUAGGUGGUCCCAUUCUUAUCCUCCCAACAAGUCUCCCAUAUGUACGACACUAGCACAACCUUUGAUGCAAUCGUUGCAGGUUUAGCCCUACCGUAGUACCUAAGUGCGACAUUUCAGCCAAAACCAGCCUGAUUAUUUGAACUGGAUUAAUCGAACGCAGUGAGUCAAUUGAGAAAGCGAAAACAACCAGAUCAGCGAGAAAUCAGAAGUAUCAUAGAGUAGUGCAAUCAGUUUUCCAAGUGCCAAAAUCAUUAAGAGAAAAGAAGAAAGAAAGUGGUAGCAUCUUUUUACUACGUAACAUAGCGCAACAACAGCAACACAACAACAUACGAAAACUAGUGAACGCAUAAGCGAAAGCAAAUAGUCAAAAACCAGUAGCAAUCCGUUACAAUCAUUAUGUAAAAUAAUCCCAAAACAGCUCUGAAGCAAGUGUGUAAGUAGAGUGCGAAACAGAAUUAAACCAGUGACAAGUGUAGUCCGGUGAAAGAGAGUAGAUUUCAUGUUAGUGAAAACAAAACCGCUUGCAGUAACUACGUAGCGCCAUCAAAUUUGGAUAAAGCCGAAUUCACCGAACUCUAGCAACCGGCAACAAUAAGAAAAAAUAUCGAAACAAAUCGAAACAUCGCCUAGUAUCGGAAUAUCAUCGGCAUACGCAACACGAAAACUAUAAAACAGCAAGCAUGGGAGAUUUGGUGAUUCCGACUGUUUUGGGGUUUCCCGAUGUGAACAUUUUCUAGGCGCUGUUGUGUCAACGACUUGAAAGCAGACGAUAUGGGCACAGCAUGGCCUCAGAAGUAUUAUUCAUCGAGAGGACAUGCCAGCGCUAUCCUAGCACAGUACAGGACCUUCCCGCAAGUGGCAGCGGAGACAGUAGUGAUCCCCAGUCAAUCACCCGCAGCAGCAGCAGCAGCAUCGAAUCCUACGACGGAACCUGCAACCAAACCUGGUCCCACGAUCGAUGGUGCCACCGAUGGGAAGCUUCCCGGUCAGUCGACGGUCAAAGCUCGCGGCUCCGGCCCGGUCGGCGGAAGCGAUUCGGUAGCAGCUCAAGCCAAUUUUUCUCAUCUGUACCGCCCCAUCUGGUGGUUCUUUCUAAAGGCAAUCUACUUUUCUACUCCCAAUGGCCCUGGCCUCUGCUGGUGGCUGUCCGAGGCUACUUACACCGUCGGAAACACCGCAGCGCUAUGCUGGCCACUCGCCGGCCCGGAAAACACAAACGUGCAGCUGCUCUCGGGCCACUCGCAACCACACACAACCAAAACAACAACCAUCAAUGCUUCCAAACAAAUAACACUAAACAGAUUCGUACGUUUAACGAUAACACUUUUGAUAACACGAACCCUAAUGUUAAGAAUAGUGCAACAUCUGCUCGCCACCGUAGUAAUGAUGGUUAUAGCCGUCGACUGCCAGCAUCAUCGCCACUUCAACAGCAAUGCAAGCAAGAAGAAAAGACAACCGAAUGCUGCCAUAAUAAUCAAUAUAAUAAGGAGACUUCCGUCGAGACCCAGGAGAAAACCGGCCAAAACGAAAAGCAACCGGUCCAGGUGUGGCUGGCCCUGGCACAACAGUCGGCAGUCACUGCAACAACAUUUCUACUACAGUUCUUGCGUUUACUACUGGUCAGCAACACAACUAGUAUAUGCCAAAGAUCCAAAAAAACUUUCUUGCUGGCAACUAACAAACGACGUCCCAGUGGAAGAAGUAGUAACGCAAGUUGCAGCACCAUCAACUACAGUAACAACAACAAAAACAAUAAAAACAACAAAAAAUGUCACCACAAUGCCAAAAACGAUGACGAACGACGACAACGACGACGACGACGACUGCAGAAACCUCAGCAGCAGCAUCCCUGCGGCAAUUCAGCCGCACAGAUCGCAGCAGGCCGUGGGGUGCAAAAAAUUGGGCGGCUCUUCCUGUCGGCACUACUCAUUGUUAACAUGUUCACGUUUCUUCACGGAGCAUCUGCCGAGCUGGUAGACAUCUCGGUCGGGGUCGUUCCAAGCGGGUACACAGACUCGCGCUCCCGAAUCUCGAUGGUGCAGUAUUUGGAGCCCCUAGCCCGACCUACCAAGGCACCAAAAUGUGACCAAACGUUCGUAUCCCGUGCGGGCGGUCCAGCGAACGGAACGUUCAACGCGCCGCUGCUCACCAAUCCGACGAAUCACUCGCGCCAGUGCCUGUACAUCUUCCUAGCAGGUCCCGGCCAGCGGGUUGACGUUACCUUCACGUCGUUCAACCUAAGAGGAUCACCACCGGAUGGAGCGGCAGUUGGUGAACUUCCAGCCUGCGUCCACGAGUACAUGGACGUAUACGCCGAAGUUCAGUCGUCCGAUCCGGCCGAACUGAUCAACUCACCGUUCGGUGGACGCUACUGUGGUCCUAUACCGCCACGUCGUCGCAUUUCGUUGUACCGUGCUAUUGCAUUGUCAUUUUAUACGGAUAAAAACUCGACAACGCCGGAUAUUUUCGAGGGUCGAUAUGCCUUUAUUAAUGAAUCUGAAUACGAGAUUGGUCAGCCGGUGAUUGGGUCGCCAUGUUCCUAUGUAAUUAAUUUUGCUCAGAAACGUACGGGUGCUAUUAUAUCACCAACUUAUCCAGGUGCCUAUCCAAAAGAUAUGUCGUGCACAUAUCAGUUCAUUGGAAAACCGAACCAGCGGGUACGGAUCGAGUUUCGCGACUUUGACCUGUUCUUCGGUGGACCUCAUUGUCCGUUCGACUACGUGCGUGUGUUUGACGGACCGGACAACACUUCCGCCGUGGUUGGCACGUACUGCGGUCAGCAGCGGAACCUGGUGCUGUACUCGAGCGAACAGUAUCUGUUUGUGCACUUCUCGACGCUCCAGCGAACGGCCAACACGCAGAACCGGGGUUUCAAGGGGAUUUUCGAGUUCAGCGAGAGCUUCGUCAAGCUAGAUUUUAUUCGAGAAAACGAUGGCAUGCACAUACGAGGAUCGGAAUGUGACCAGAAGAUCUUAUCGAAGAAAGAAUCGACCGGAUUCGUGUAUUCGCCAAACUAUCCCUUCCCAUAUAUACCGAAAGUAGUCUGCAGAUAUUUCGUGUACGGUAUGCAGGACGCCCAGAACCUGGAACGAGUGAAGCUGGAAUUUUCGAUUUUCGAGAUUCCGAAAGGAGAGCACAAGGGCGAUUCCAACUGCACUGACGGAUACCUGAAGGUCUAUCUAAAGGGUCAGGAAGUGGCAGACGCGUACGAUAAGUUCGAUCACGAAUUGUGCGGUAACGAGCUUCCGCAUGCCGUCAUCAGCGACGGACCCCGGCUGGUUAUGGUGUUCAGUUCCGGGGAAUUGCAAGGCCGUGGUUUCAAGGCGAAGUACACCUUCGAGACGGAGUACAAGAUCCCGGGAACGGCCGCACCGGACGGAACCUGCAGCUUCACCUAUCGAAGCACUUCGCGUAAAAAAGGCGAAUUCAACAGCCCUCGCUAUCCGUCGAAUUACCCGUCCGAAACGAACUGCUCGUAUGUGUUUUUGGCCACUCCGAACGAACAAGUGACGAUCGUUUUCGAUCACUUCAAGGUGAAAGCGGACGGUGCGAACACCACUUAUGGUGCGUACGGAACAUCCGUUUGCUUCGAAGACUGGCUGGAGAUGUACGUCCUGUACCGGGACGGAACGGAUCGAUUCUUGGGCAGAUACUGUAGCUUGACGGCUCCAGGUCCGGUAGAAAGUCCCCGUGGUGCCGUUGGCAUUCGGGUGGUGCUGCACACGGAUCAGGAGAACGUGGCCAGCGGAUUCAAAGCACGGUACAUUUUCGAAACUGCCAAAUCUGUGUUCGGUGACUGCGGUGGCAACUACUCCGGAGAGGACUCCGGCGUUGUGACAUCGCCCAACUUCCCCGCUAACUAUGAUGCACCCGGCAAGGGGCUAGCGUCCCGGGCCUGUAACUGGUACAUUACGGCGCGAAUCGGGUACAAGAUACUGCUCAACUUUGACUUCUUCGGCAUCGAGGGAGAACCUGCAACUCGUGGCUGUGCUGCGGCUGUUAUGCGCCUGUGGCUUUCGCCUGACUCCGACAUGUCCCCUAUCGAAAUGUGCGGCGAAAAACCGGCUAUGGAGCACUGGCAGUACGUAACCCAAGGCCAGACUGCUCGAAUCAGUUUCACCAGCGCGGACAAAGCCAUCGGGGCACAGGGUUUCCGCGUAAUCUGGACCGAAGUGCAGGAUUCUCCCGUCGGGCCCAGCUCGACCAUUUCGUUGCUGUGCGAGUCCACGUACCACUUCCAGUGUCUCGGUUCCGGCUACUGCAUCUCGGAGCGGUUGCGCUGCAACGGCGUCAAGAACUGCGGCUCCCAGGACAAUAGCGAUGAAAUGCACUGCAUCAUCAUAGUUCCCGAGGAGGAUCACGGCGCGCUCAUAAUAUCCUGCAUAGCCGCCGCCUCGUUCCUAAUCUGUCUCCUCUGCACUCUCUGUCAUCGAAAAAGAAAACGCAGACAUCACAGACAGCUGGGUCUGCAUAGGAACGCCCACUACGAUUCGACAACCAGUGCAACCGGUAUAAGUUUGGGCUCCAGCAGACGGCACCUGCAGGGCGGCGGUAGCCUGUCGGGUAGCCUCCACGGUAUCAACAAUAGCGAACCGAUGGUCAUUCCACCGGCUCCGCUGCCUCCCGUCAGUGUACCGCCGCAUGUCUGCAUCAACGAUACCUUGCUCGAUCCGGACGACCUGAACGAUGACCUGUUUGUGAAUAGCUGCGAUCGCUUCGACGACGACGGCGAGUGUGUAUAGCGAUCGGAGAGACCAUCGGCGACGUUGCUUUACCGACACUGCAGUCUCUGUCGCUUCUGUCAGCACUUCUACCAAGGACAACACUGUUGUUCGUUCUAUUACUACUACCCGUACGACUAUUGUUCCACCGUGCUGAAGCUGCUCUGCUUUGGUCGCGAUUGUCAUCAUCAUCAUCAUCAGCAACAACAAUAUCAUCAUCGCAAUCGCCCAGACACUGAUACGGACGGUGGUCGUAAGGCCAACAAUACGAACGACAGUCAACGGCAAGAUGCGCACGAGUACAACUUCUUUCAUCAUCCCCACAACUAUCAGUAUCCAAGCGUGGCAAGCACCGAUGACCAUGAGAAAGUUAUUUAUUACUAGCAACCCUGCGAGGCAGAGCAUCAACGACGAAGAAUUACUAUCCGCAUUCGUUAACAUCUACUGUGAAUUUUGUUCGUAUCCGAAAAAAGGAAAGGCAUUAACAAUAAUUAAACAAGAAUAACACUAACAUUAGAUAAAUUAAAUAUUUUGAAUUAAUGGAAACAAGGUAAGAUUUUUGUAUUCAACAGCAACAACAACAACACUUGUAAGCUGAAGUAAAAGAAAACAGGUGGAGGAAAAUAUUACAAGUAUAGUCAAAAAAGGUCAAAACACAAAGAAAGAUUUCAUAACCAAUCGCAAUACAUUAUAUUUUAGUUUAGGUUUUCCGAAAAAAAACAAAAGAAACUGUAAAUGUAACAUAGUUAUUAUGAAAAUUGACGAGAAUUGCGAGUCGGGACGGUGAAAUUGUUUUAUUUGUAAAGUUCCUUUUAUAAGAAACCCCCUUUUUAAGAAAAAAAAAAAGAAUUAAAACCUAGUGGCUAAAGGCAAAAAUGAUACACCCAAAAAAAUAAGAAGUACAUAUAAAUAACCCAACUAACACACAAACACACACACGUGAACCUAGGAAAUAUUUGAAUUAAAACAACACGCUCAUCAACAAGCUCAUCGAGUACACUCACGACACACACACUCACACGCUUAUGAAUAGUGAAUUUUGGCAGAGGGAAAAACUUGUUAGAAAAACAUCCAACGAGGCGCGGCAAAACAUUUGUAACAUAACAAUUGAUGGGGCGAGAAUACAGUUGUUUUUUAUAUAUUUGUACGAAGCAUAGACAUUAGAGCAUUGAUACAGAAAUUAUAACAAUGUGUAGACUAAUCUAAACGACUAAAAAAAUAGAACGCAUCAGAGCCACCAUCAUCGGACAGGUUGAAAAAGGUUGAAGAGUUGAUUUAACUUCCCCAUUCAGAACAAAAAGAGUUACCAGCGGGUCGGUAUAGCUGUUGAUCUUUUUUCUUUAGAACUUUAUUUUCAAAAAAAAAAUUUUCACAACUUGUUGACUACGAUUAGGUUGAGAGAAAAAAACACGCUUACAAGAUCUUCCCCGUUUGAGUAUGUUAACGAGAAUGAGAACCCUUUUUUGUUGUGUUAGAAACCAAAAUCAAAAACGAGGUGGGAGAAUAACAUGAAACAGUUAAACUAAAGGAAAAAUGCAACUGCAAAGCAAGAAUUUAAAGGUGAAACUGCAAAUAACAACUAAAUACUAACCGAAUAAGUAAACAUAACAAUUAACCAUGUAUUGGAUGUGUAACGAACAUAAACAAGUAUAAUUUAACAGAAGCAGGAAAGUAAGGUUAACCAAGAUAUAUUGACAAACACACGAGCGUCCAAGUAACAAAAACACACUCACACAUACAUUUACUUACACACACGUAAGGUAAAGGAUAAACAUAUACACUCACGCUAACGCGCACGCGAACGCGUAAGACAGCAAACUAAGCAGAGCUGGAAUGCGAGUGGAACGCUGGGCGCGUCUUUUAACCGUUAGCUAAAGAAAAAAAACAGCAGUAACCACACUAAAAACGUUAUUUAUCAACCUCGGGAAAUCCACUAGCGCACGACGAAACGGUCAUGAAACAAAACGUCAAAGGGAAUUACGACUCCCCUCGAAUCUUCCAAUAGGUCUUUAAAAUUUGAACUAUAGGCGGAAACAAAUCCAAUAAAAUGCACUUCCAGUAAGAAUUCCACCACUCGUCUCGUUCUUCUGUGAGUAAAUAUUCUAACGCAGAAACGACAAAAUUUAGUACAUUUAAGUGAAGCUAAAAGAAAAUGGCGAAUGGGGUUAUAAGGAUGGAGCACUAGUUUGAACGUAGCAAGCUUUUCUGUUCGGUACUAUUACCUUUUACAGUUGUGAAAAAAAGGAAGGAAAAGCGAGUUGAAGCGAAAACAUUCAUUGGUUUCAUAGUAUAUUAUAUAGUAACGUAAUAAAACAUGUUAUUUUCUUUCUAUUUGCAAACACAACGCGAAGCGAAGCAGUGACGGGCAGAUGAGGGUACGGUUAAUGUUUUGAAACAUAAACCGAUAGCACCAAAUCUGCGGGGAAUCAUUUAGCUGAGUUUGUUUGACCUUCCCUUUUCUUCGUUGCACGAGGUUUACGAAUUAUAUUUGGGAUAUGUUUUAAAAGUUCGUUUUUUUCCUGUGGCUGGGUUUACUUUUUUGCGGUCACCUGAAAAGUUGAAAAAAGCUGCUAUUAGUUUGUUAUUACACUGAAGCUUAUGUAAAUAUAAUAAACGUACCCAUAACAAGGAGCUGGUCUCUGUACUAAAAAUAUGAAAGAAGCUCGGCUUAAUUGUUCUCCGCUGCAUCACUAGUGCUCGUCUAUCAACAGAACAAGCAGCAAUCUCACCAAUAACUAGCAAACCGAUACAAUCCCGCUGUAAUACGUAUAUUAAUGUCCGAUCGCGAAACACAUCACAGAUCACAGACAAAAUAUCUCGCACACAAACUCUCUCUCACACACACACACACACCCAAACAUCCAUGCGAAACAGAGCGAAGAACAGAAUGUUACAUGGUACACACAAUCACUCACAUUAGGAACAACAGUUGAAACGUCUUCAAGGAAAAUAGCACCUAAGUUGAAGGUCAAAAUGUAAUAAAAAUGUAGGAUUAGAUGUUUGUUAUAUCGAACGUGAAGAAGGGGCAAAAUCAGAGGUUUGUAACAAAAAAAACAGGAAGCAAACAGGAUGAUCACAGAAAUCCUGUCUGUAAACUUGUGGCGGAAAUGAAAACCAAUACCGUACGUAGUAGCAAACAAACCGGAUUUCUGUAUUUUAAAUGUCAGUUUUAUUAGAGAAUACAUAGUUGCGUACCCAAGGAAACAAACAAACACAUACAGACACACAAACACAGCCGAGCUAGUUUUUGAAUGCGCGCAUUGGAAUCGUAGUUGAGUCCGAGCAAUAAACGUCAGCAAGAGUGGCCACUGUAUACGACACGUUGAUAAUCACUGCCUAACAAAAUAACAAAAAAAAAAUGACUUACAGAAAAUUUUACAUAACUAAAAAGAACAAAUCAUUGAAAUGAACAGAGUUGUAAUUUAAUCUGAGACAAACACAGAUAACGACGGAAAAAAGACACACAAAAGUAAACCGAUACAUUCAUGCAACGCAUGCGUAUGCAGGUGACACGGACGUUAAUUCCGGAACCUCUAAAGUGUCUCCAUAUUUUUUGCGGUGCCCAUUUCGGCGGGUUUCUAAAUAAAUUAAUAAACAAAAAAUAGAAAAUUAUAAACAAUUUUUUAUAUGUAUAACCCAAACACAAAUUGCUCCUGAACCCGAAAAUGGAACUGCAAAAAAACUAACUCAAACGAUUCCAAAAUCAGCUCGUAGCUCACAGACAGGCAAGCUCAAGUGGAGUACAUAAUUUAAAAGUGCUUCCCGAGAACCGAAACCCGACCCUCGCCUCGGACGUCUCUUCCGGUCCCCGUCCCAAGAGUAACCGUAUCAGCUUUCGCUGAAAAAAAAAGCGCUUGUGUUUGCUAAACCCAAAAUUUCAAUUCCAUACCUCCUAAAACUAAAGAGUCAAACCCACGCGUAGAGGUUGGCUUUCUUCCCCCGGGGCGAGGAUUAUCGGAUGAAGUAGUAUGUUUUUAGCUGGUACCGCGACAGCACAUACGAUGGAUUAAAACCAAAAAAAAUAGCAAUCCAGACUAACAAAGGGAAUUGUUCCAACCGUCCUUUAAUUAGGGGGAUUUAAGAGACAAGUUGGAGUCUUCGGACAGUUUUAUUUCUACACUCGACUGUGAAACACACACACACAAACACACCACUCGGAUUGUUCACGACCGGUUGAAAGAAUCACAUACACACACACCGGCGUAAGGACGCUUGGAACAAUUGUGGCAUUUAAACGAAAUAAAAAUAAAAGUAAUUCCUAAUGUUGUUUGUUAUAAUAAAAAAAUAAACUGUUACAUAAAUUAUAAAAUAACAGCAAAAAUUAUAAAAAGAAAAAAAAGCAACUGGAAAAUGAAUUAAAAAAAAUGGAAAAUGUUAAGAGUAUAGAACUCAUUUUGAUAUUAAUUAAUAAAACAAGGAAAGGAAAACUGUAAUUUUAAGAAUCAAUAACGUGAGUUAACGAAAAAUAUAAGAUAAUGAUUUAAAGAAAGAAAAGUGUUUUUUCGACAAAUA